GCGUCGCGGGGAUAUGCCGAGCCAAACGGCUGCGAUCUGAUCCCUUCCUGUGGCCUCUGAGCUCGAGCGAGUGUCCGCCAGGGCUUCCGCGUCUUCAGCCGUCUCAUCUCGAAACCCCGCGUUCCCGCGCCCAGGCCGCCCGGGAGCAUGGGCUACGCGCCGACAGCCGGCGCAGCCCUGAUGCUGUGCGCCGCCACCGCGGGGUUGCUGAGCGCGCAAGGCCGCCCCGCGCCGCCGGAGCCCCCGCGCUUCGCGUCCUGGGACGAGAUGAACGUGCUGGCACACGGGCUGCUGCAGCUCGGCCAGGGGUUGCGCGAGCACGUGGAGCGCACCCGCGGGCAACUGGGCGCCCUGGAGCGGCGUCUGGACGCGUGCGGGGCCGCCUGUAAAGACUCUGGGGGGUCCAACGCCUCUCCGCAAGCCCAAGCGAGCCAGGAUCCUGGCAGCGAGGCCGCGCCCGAGACCCUGCGCAGCCUGCAGAUGCAGCUCAAGGCUCAGAACAGCAGGAUUGAGCAACUCUUCCAGAAGGUGGCCCAGCAACAGCGGCACCUGGAGAAGCAGCACCUGCGAAUCCAGAAUCUGCAGAGCCAGGUGGGACUCCUGGCUUCCACGCGCCCGGACGAUGGGGUGGCCAAGCCUGCCAGGAGGAAGAGACUCCCCAAGAUGGCUGGGCAUGUUGGCUCCGCUCACAAUAACAGCCGCCUGUACGGGCUUCCCCGGGACUGCCAAGAACUGUUUGAGGAUGGGGAGCGGCAUAGCGGCUUGUUCCAGAUCCAGCCUCAGGGUUCCCCACCGUUCGUGGUCAACUGCAAGAUGACCUCAGAUGGAGGCUGGACGGUAAUUCAGAGGCGCCAGGAUGGCUCUGUGGACUUCAACCAGCCCUGGGAAGCCUAUAAGGCGGGCUUCGGGGACCCCCAAGGCGAGUUCUGGCUGGGCUUGGAGAAGGUGCACCUCAUCACAGGGGACCGCAGCAGCCGCCUGGCUGUGCAGCUACGUGACUGGGAGGGCAACGAUGAGUCGCUGCAGUUCCCUGUCCACCUGGGGGGCGAGGACACGGCUUACAGCCUGCAGCUCACGGCGCCCGUGGCCAGCGAGCUGGGUGCCACCACCGUUGCGCACAGUGGCCUCUCCCUGCCCUUCUCCACUUGGGACCAGGACCACGACCUCCGUGGGAACAAGAACUGUGCCAAGAGCCUGUCUGGUGGCUGGUGGUUUGGCACCUGCGGCCACUCCAACCUCAAUGGCCAGUACUUCCGGUCCAUCCCCCGAGAGCGGCAGCAGCGUAAAAAGGGCAUCUUCUGGAAGACCUGGCGGGGCCGCUACUACCCACUGCAGGCUACCACCAUACUGAUCCAGCCCACGGCGGCCACAGCGGCCUCCUAGUCUCCUCACUGGGGCCUGGUCUCAGGCUCCCAGGGGACAGUGACUCUGACUCCAGGCCAGGAUGUGGCCACUCUGGGCCCAGGCAGGGGUCCCAGAGAGGGGCCUUGUGGAGAGAGAAGCAAUCCAGGACUGGCAGAGCCCCUUUUCUGCAUGGGGGUGUGCAUGCAUCGCCCUCCAAGAUGGGCAGGGUUGUGGGGCUGCAGGACGCAUACAAGACCCUGUACGCUGGGACUGUGGGACUGAGGGGCAUUGAGUUCCACUCCUCGCCCGCCCGAGGAGUGGGGAACAAAGAGGGACCAUGCAGGGGUGGCCAGGCCAGCCCUUGAUGGCGGACUCAGUCACAUUGACUGGCUGGGGGACCAGGGCCCCCUGUGGGUCCUGGGUACCCCCACGGUGCUACUGUGUGGG
Messenger RNA from Choloepus didactylus (southern two-toed sloth), 1791 nucleotides. RefSeq names its product angiopoietin like 4 (gene ANGPTL4). The transcript is spliced from 7 exons. Lineage: Eukaryota; Metazoa; Chordata; Mammalia; Pilosa; Megalonychidae. The record is from RefSeq and is a predicted model, not a curated record. Gene Ontology annotation, molecular function: enzyme inhibitor activity. Gene Ontology annotation, biological process: triglyceride homeostasis. Bases 148 to 1383 code for a protein of 411 amino acids.